Arctia plantaginis is the source of this 369-nucleotide messenger RNA. The record is from the annotation of a GenBank genome assembly. Lineage: Eukaryota; Metazoa; Arthropoda; Insecta; Lepidoptera; Erebidae.
AUGUCGGAGUUGCAAAGGAAAGCACCCAAGAACAUCACCCGGCCCACCCCUAUCCAGGGCAUAUGCUCGGAUAAUAAAGAACACACUCCUACCAGCCAACACGAGUCCUACCAGUCAACAGAAGGAUCAGGGUGUGAUAAAGAGCGGAGUAUGCAGACGCUGGCCGACAACUCGUCUCCACAGGAUGACUUCGAAGAAAUAACAACAAGAAUACCAACAAAUCCUGUGAAUAUAGAAGUUGAAAGUGAUCACACAUAUGCCAAAUUAACUACUACAUUAGAUCACAAUUAUUUUGAUCCAAUUGAAGCCCUCAACAUCGAUGGAAAAUAUUACAACAAGAGGUCAUCAUGCAGAUGGAAGCCUGGUUAG